Molecule: messenger RNA, 2406 nt
Organism: Pistacia vera
Lineage: Eukaryota; Viridiplantae; Streptophyta; Magnoliopsida; Sapindales; Anacardiaceae
Product: probable sphingolipid transporter spinster homolog 2
Exons: 16
Coding region: 118-1740 (540 amino acids)
Biological process (GO): transmembrane transport
Cellular component (GO): membrane
Molecular function (GO): transmembrane transporter activity
Source: RefSeq, a predicted model, not a curated record
CGGGACUCGGGACGAUGAUUGCGUAACAGGCUACGACAUUCACAUUGAAACAAACCAAAAAAAUUACAAAAAAACAAAAAUUACAAAGAAAUUAAAAAAAAAAAAAAUCACCCGUCAAUGUCAAGUAACGCAAGUCAUAAACUUGCAGAGGACGGACAACAUCUUCCAAACAAUCCCUCACAACAAGAAUCACAACUCCUCUCUCAAAUGGCCACGACUUUAUCUAAAGACUCCUCUCCAAAUCCGUCAUGGUUCACUCCCAAAAGGUUACUCUUCAUGUUUUGUGUGAUUAACAUGAUAAAUUACGUGGAUCGUGGAGCGAUAGCCAGCAAUGGUGUCAAUGGGAGUCUCAGGACGUGUGAUGACAAAGGAAUAUGCACUUCUGGUAGCGGGAUUCAGGGUGAUUUUAACUUGAAUAACUUCCAAGAUGGUGUACUAUCGUCUGCCUUUAUGGUUGGACUGCUUGUGGCUUCUCCAAUAUUUGCUUCCUUGGCAAAGAGCCAUAAUCCUUUCAGGCUUAUUGGAGUUGGAUUAUCUGUUUGGACUUUUGCGGCAGCUGGGUGCGGUAGCUCAAUUGAUUUUUGGUCUAUUGCAAUAUGCCGCAUGCUGGUUGGUGUUGGUGAGGCAUCCUUCAUAAGUCUUGCGGCUCCAUUUAUAGAUGACAAUGCUCCUGCUGCUCAGAAAACAGCUUGGCUUGCAAUGUUCUACAUGUGUAUACCUACUGGAGUUGCUGUCGGCUAUGUAUAUGGUGGAUUAGUUGGAAGCCAUUUGAACUGGCGCUAUGCUUUUUGGGGAGAGGCUAUUUUGAUGCUUCCAUUCGCUAUUUUGGGUUUUGUAAUGAAACCUUUGCAAUUAAAAGGAUUUUCUCCUGCUGACUCAAAAAAAGCAUUGGCAUCCAUUGAAACAGCUGCUUCUGUCGAAGAUUCAGAAGCUUCAGUUAUAAGUGGUGAUGUGCCAGUUGGAAUUGAAGGUAUCAGUAAUCAAGGCUCUGGAAAAUCUUCAAAGUUGACAGGUUUAUCCAUUUUGAAUCAGUUCUCUCGAUUUGCAAAAGAUAUGAAAGUGCUUCUGCGCGAUGAAGUUUAUGUUGUAAAUGUUCUAGGCUACAUAUUUUACAACUUUGUCAUUGGAGCAUACUCUUAUUGGGGGCCAAAGGCUGGUUAUAAUAUCUAUCACAUGAGUAAUGCGGACAUGAUGUUUGGAGGAAUUACGAUUGUUUGUGGAAUUUUGGGAACGAUAGCUGGGGGCCUCAUUCUUGAUCGCAUGACUUCAACAAUCUCAAAUGCUUUCAAGCUUCUUUCUGCAGCAACAUUUCUGGGUGCAGUAUUUUGCUUUUCUGCGUUCUGUCUAAAAAGCUUGUAUGGUUUCAUAGCUCUUUUCUCAGUGGGUGAACUACUCGUCUUUGCCACACAGGCUCCAGUUAAUUAUGUAUGUCUCCAUUGUGUCAAACCAAGUUUGAGACCAUUAUCUAUGGCUAUCUCUACUGUUUCCAUUCACAUCUUUGGUGAUGUGCCUUCCUCACCACUUGUUGGCAUUUUCCAGGAUCAUGUUAACAAUUGGAGGAAAACUGCACUUGUUCUGACAUCUGUAUUUUUUCUUGCUGCUGGAAUAUGGUUUAUUGGAAUUUUUCUGAAGAGUGUAGACAGGUCUGAUGAAAAUGGUGAAAAUCAAGCCUCUGCACAUUCAAAGGCCAAUUUGAAGCCAUUGCUCAGUGGAGGCGAGGACCAUUGUGGUGAAGCAUAAAUUCUUCAGUCAUGAUUUCAGUUGCAACCGUGCUUACGACUUUAUAAUAUGAUUGACCUCAAAAGAAUGCCGAGUUUUUAAUUUCUUACAAGUGUCUUAAAGGGUUACCCCAAGUUGGAAAUUUGAUUGAGGUUAGUUUCUUUAGGCAUUGUACCAAUUUGUAAAAUCAUAAAAUGGACAAACGAUAUAUCUUGUCAGGAAGCUGCCUCUACUUUCCAGAUGUGUUAUAGCAUUUGAAGCCCAGUUCACGUAAUUAGCAGAAUCGCAUAUGACUAGCUUCGAAACUCUUCUUCCUACAAUCUUACUGGUAUGAGGAGUUCUGGUGCUGCUUUGAAGUGUUGUUAUAUGAAGUCUCUUCGUCAAUCAUCUCUUUGGAACAAAGAAGAUUUGCUUUCUCCCACAUUUCAAGUUGUUAUCCAUAUGUGAAUAUUGCUGAUAUGUAAGAGUAUUUGUAAAAAUCCACGUGAAGAAAUCCAGUCAAGUCAGAAAACGUACAGGUAAAGAUUUAGGGUUUUCAGAUGUAGUGUGUGAAGUAUCAGAUACAAUUAAGCACUUUCCAUUUGUUCUCAGUAUGAAUUUUUUUCUUCAUUAUUUUGUACAGUUCCAAACAACAUUGUACAUAUUUGUUACUUUCCGGUAUGUUAUGAAAGAAUAUACAUAUAACAA